AUGCGCUUCACCAUCUCCGCCGCUGCCUUCCUGGCCUUCGCUGCCAAUGUUUUGGCCCAGAACCCUAACUUCAACCCCGUCAACAAGCCUACUCCUAACGAGAAGAUCAACGCCGGCACCACCUACACUAUCGAGUGGACUACCCCCGAUGCCUUCAAGGACGUCACCGUCUCCAUCAGCCUGAUCGGUGGCGCUACCCAGGACAAGCAGGUUCCUCUCCUUGACGUUGCUUCCGGCAUUCCCAACUCUGCUGGCAAGUACAGCUGGACCAUCCCCAGCACUCUGGGCAAGGACGCUUUCUACGGCCUGGUCGUCAAGUCUGAGGCCAACCCCUCCGUCGACUUCCAGUACUCCAACCCCUUCCACAUCGUUGCUGGUGAGGGAUCCAGCUCCGGCACCACCACCGUUACCUCCUCCGCUGGCACCGCUACCGUCACUCUGUCCUCCAACUCUGCUGCUGCCACUCCUUCCUCUUCCCGCGCUGCCUCCUCUUCCGAGGUUGUCAUUGCUGUUAACAGCACCACCGCUGUGCCCACCACCGCCGCCCCUACCGCCGCUACCCAGUCCGCCCCUGUUACCGUCGUCACCAGCGUCACCAGGCCCGCCAGCAACACCACUAGGCCCAGCACCACUCUGGCCACCAUUACCAACCCCGGUGCUGGUGCUCAGGCCACCGCUGGUGUUUUCGCCGUCCUCGGUGGUCUUGCCGUUGCCGCCCUUUUCUAA
Colletotrichum truncatum is the source of this 726-nucleotide messenger RNA. RefSeq lists its product as uncharacterized. The record is from RefSeq and is a predicted model, not a curated record. Lineage: Eukaryota; Fungi; Ascomycota; Sordariomycetes; Glomerellales; Glomerellaceae.